CGGAGCUCUUUACUCUGCUUUAGUUAAUGGCGGAUUACCCUUUCGUCGCUUCGAUUGGAGUGGAAUAAUCAGCGGCAAGGGAGCAACGGCCAUACCAUAGUGCUAUCUUCCCCUUCUUUCUCCUCCGCGAUUUUCUUUCUCUAGAUGGGUUCUCUGGAGAAGAACGCCUCGCUAAAGCGAACAUCGCUGCUUAACUCUGCGAGCCAAUGCCGUUCGUUCUUCCACCGACCGAGAUCCAGACUUGCCCGCUUCCUUUUUCUCGUGAGGGUGGACUUUCUCCAAUGGAUUCUCACUGCAGCGGCGUUUUUCUUCGUUGUCAUUAUCUUCCAGACUUUCCUUCCCGGCUCCGUUUCGGAUAAAUCUCAUGCCAGAAGUAUUGUUGACGGGAGUCACGAACCUUUACUGUUGGAUUUCCCGGAUUUGGAGUUCGGGGAGGGGAUACGGUUCGUGCCGGCCGAACUUCUGGAGAGGAUCGAGAAGGAGCGGAAAGAGGCGAAUUCUGCUUUAAUGGCGUUAGGAAGGCCACUGAAGCGGGCGGGGAUUAUAAAACCGCGACUGGCACUGAUAGUUGGAGGGCUUUCACCGGAUGCCAUGCAGCUGCAGAUGAUCAGCAUUGCUGCUGCUUUGAUGGAGAUGGGAUACGCGAUAGAGGUUUUCUCAUUCGAAGAUGGCCCUAUGUAUGCAGCCUGGAUACAGGCAGGAGUGCACUCAAUUGCCCUUCUGAAGCACAUGAAACGAGAAAUCAACAUAGAUUGGCUUGACUACAAUGGCAUACUUGUGAGUUCUGCUGAGGCCGGGCUUGUUCUUCCAUGUCUUUCGCAGGAGCCUUUCAAAUCUGUACCUGUCAUAUGGACCAUACAGGAUAGGUCUUUGGCUAUUCGUUUGAGUCAAUAUCUUAAAAAUGGUCAGACUGAACUUCUCAAUUAUUGGAAGCAAAAUUUUAACAGAGCUACUGUUGUAGUAUUCACAAACUACUUUUUACCGAUCAUGUAUUCAACAUUUGACAAUAGCAACUAUUUUGUUAUUCCAAGCUCUGCUGCUGAGGCCUGGAAAGCAGUUAGUUUUCUUGCCUCAAAGAAUGAGACUGAUUUCCGAGUUAAUAAGGGUUAUAAGUCGGAGUUCCUAAUUGCUGUAGUUGGCAGUCAAUUUGAAUACAGCGGUAUGUGGCUGGAGCGUGCACUUGUAUUACAAGGAUUGGCACCACUUGUCCUUGAAUUUUCUUAUGGCAAUUCUUUUUCUAGUUUCAAAGUUGGUGUAGUAACAGGGAACUCUAGUUGCGCAUUUAAGAUGGCUCUGAAGGCCAUCGUUCAAAACUUUGGUUACCCAAGGGGCAGUGUGCAUCAGAUAACUGACAAUGGUGAGUACAAUUUUCUUUGGACAGCGAACCUUGUGAUAUAUGGAUCAUUCCUUGAGGAGCAAACUUUUCCACCGGUUUUGUUGCAUGCUAUGAGUAUUGGAAAAUUGAUUGUUGCUCCUGACCUUGAAAUAGUUAAAAAAUAUGUUGUUGAUGGGGUGAAUGGUUUUCUUUACCAAAAGUAUAAGGUUAACAAGAUAGCACAGGUUUUACGUCAAGCAAUCUCAAGGGCAAAAUUAUUAUCCUCAGCCCAGCAAAUGGCAUGGUUAGGGAAGGCUAGAAAUCCAAUGGUCACUGAAACUAUUCAAGGCUAUUCAUGGUUACUGGACAAUAUUCUUAAGUUUCCAUCUGAAAUUUCUUCUCCUAAGGAAAUUUCUGACGUACCUUCAAAGUUGAAAGAAGAAUGGCAGUGGCAUCUGUUUGAGAAUCUAAUAGAGAUGAACCAUCAAAAUAAAACUAUUCAAAGCUAUCAAAUUUUUGAUGAGCUAGAAGAAGAGUGGAACCAAACACAAGCGAGUUAUAGUGUUUCUUUUGACUCGGGUUUGGAUGAACAGUUCUCCAGCAUAAACUGGGAAGAAGAGAAGAUAAUUCACAUUGAGAAUGCUAGAAAAAGGUUAGAAGAAGAAGAGUUGAAGGAAAGAAAUGAUCAGCCUCACGGAACAUGGGAGGAGGUCUAUCACAGUUCUAAAAGAGCUGACAGGGCUAAAAAUGAGUUGCAUGAAAGGGAUGGGAAGGAACUUGAGCGGACAGGUCAGCCUUUGUGUAUAUAUGAACCUUAUUUUGGUGAAGGAACAUGGCCUUUUCUGCAUAAUAGCUCACUAUACCGUGGAAUUGGCUUGUCCACCAAAUGGCGCAGACCUGGAGCUGAUGAUAUAGAUGCUAAUUCCCGUCUACCGAUUCUUGGUAAUUCUUAUUACCGAGAUGCCUUAAGUGAGUAUGGGGCGUUUUUAGCUAUAGCUAACCGCAUUGAUAGAAUACACAAGAAUGAUUGGAUUGGAUUCCAGUCGUGGAGAGCUGGUGCUAGAAAGGUAUG
Messenger RNA from Phalaenopsis equestris, 2387 nucleotides. RefSeq lists its product as uncharacterized. Gene Ontology annotation, molecular function: glycosyltransferase activity. Lineage: Eukaryota; Viridiplantae; Streptophyta; Magnoliopsida; Asparagales; Orchidaceae. The transcript is spliced from 10 exons. The annotation marks the transcript as partial. The record is from RefSeq and is a predicted model, not a curated record.